Messenger RNA from Naegleria fowleri, 456 nucleotides. RefSeq lists its product as uncharacterized. The coding region runs from base 1 to 456 and encodes 151 amino acids. The transcript has a single exon. The record is from RefSeq and is a predicted model, not a curated record. NCBI's taxonomy places the organism in Eukaryota, Heterolobosea, Eutetramitea, Acrasida, Naegleriidae.
AUGGAAUUGAGAAAACAACAACAAGUCACUGAAGAGAAGGAUCGAGUGAAACAAUUAAUGAAACAAUUCAUGAAACAUUCUGAAGAGCAAGAAGAGGAUGAGGAUGAUCCACAACAAGAGAAUGUCAGUCAUGAGGAAAAUGACCACCACCACCACCACCACCACCACUCUUUGGAAAAAUCAUCAUUGAAACAAGAAGAAACAACUUUGAAUGAUGACGAUGAUUCAGACAUGAUACCAUUGUAUCCAGAGAGGAAUGAAGAAGAGAUCAACAACGAUGAUGAUGAGGAACAACAACAGCCAAUAACAGUGUCCAAUGUGGAUCAACAAGAGGAUGUAGAAGGGGAGGAUCAGAAUGAUGACUAUGAAGAAGAAGACGAUGAUGAUGACCUUAUUGAUGACCCAGUACUACUACUAAUAGACGACGAAGACUCCAUUGUUGAUCCAUUUGCUUAA